Molecule: messenger RNA, 1242 nt
Organism: Salvelinus namaycush (lake trout)
Lineage: Eukaryota; Metazoa; Chordata; Actinopteri; Salmoniformes; Salmonidae
Product: zona pellucida-like domain-containing protein 1
Exons: 10
Coding region: 1-1242 (413 amino acids)
Cellular component (GO): cell surface
Source: RefSeq, a predicted model, not a curated record
AUGGAGUGCUUAUGUUUGAUCCUCCUGCUGAUGGGUAGGACCACUUCAGUCUUGGCACAGUUUAAUGGAUACAACUGUGAUGCCAACUACCACAGUAGGUUUCCUGCGGAGCGUGACAUCAGUGUGUACUGCGGGGUUCAGACCAUGACCUUGAAGAUUAACUUCUGCCCAGUGCUGUUCUCCGGCUACACAGUUGCAGAUCUUGCGCUCAACGGUCGCCAUGGCGAUACCCACUGCCGGGGCUUCAUCAAUAACAACACGUUCCCUACGGUAGUACUGUUCAGCAUCAGCCUCAGCACACUGGAGGCCUGCGGCAACAGCCUGGUGGUGACAACAGCCUAUGGGGCUAAUGCCUACAGGAACAUGUCACUGGUACAGAUUGGGAAUAUCUCAGGGUACAUUGACACUCCAGACCCGCCAUCCAUCAUCAGCUAUCUGCCCGGCCUGCUGUACAAAUUCAGCUGCAGCUACCCUCUGGAAUACCUGGUCAACAACUCACAGCUGGCAUCAUCAUCUGCUGCAAUAUCAGUGAAGGACAGCAACGGUACCUUUGUGAGCACAUUGAGUAUGAUCCUUUACAAUGACUCAACCUACAACCAACAACUCUCUAUCCCAAUGGCCGGACUGGCUUUGAAAACCAGAGUGUUUGCAGCAGUGAAAGCCACAAACCUGGACAAAAGAUGGAAUAUCUUGAUGGACUACUGUUACACCACUCCCUCAGGGAAUCCCAAUGAUGAACUGCGCUAUGACCUUUUCUUUGGCUGCUAUAAAGACCCACAGACCACUGUUUUUGAGAAUGGGAAGAGUCAAAUGGGUCGUUUUGCCUUCGAAGUGUUCCGUUUCGUCAAACACAGACACCAGAAGAUGUCCACUGUGUUUCUGCACUGUGUCACCAAGCUGUGUCGGGUAGAUGACUGUGUCCUGCUCAUGCCGAUCUGUGGGCGUCGGCGUAGGAGAGAUAUAGAAGAGAGCCUGGAGUCUCGGCCGUCGUCUGGGGAUGCCAUCCUCACCGCUGGACCCAUCAUCACCAGGAUUGAUGAAACUCCAACAAAUAACUCACAACUUGCUUCAUCGAGUGGCCCCUCCCUGCCGUUGAACCCAGUGACCAGUGCUCUGCUGUCGGGUGUGGUCAUUCUGGGCGUGUUCAGUCUGGGCUUCUUCCUGCUCUCGCUCCGCCUCCUCCGCAGACCCCCCCUCCCUACAGCCACACCCUCAGAAGCAUGGAACCCGGGCUUCAAAUAA